GGUGUGUGUCGCGAGUCAUGACUCACUCACGCUAUGAUUGAUUGGGAACGCCCAAAAAGAACUCGCACUUGUAAAACACACGUGCCCUUUUUUGACCCAUCACGACUCGCAGAAGCUUCGGAAACCCCAUUUGGCUACCCCCCCCAAUUCCUAGCUCUUUUCUCUCUCCUCUCUCUUUUCUCUCUUCAAUUAACGAAGCUCGAUCACUGGGUCUUUGACUCGAACAAUUCACUGAAUCUUCAACCAAUUAGCCGCGUGUUUCGUUGAAUCAGGAUUUCUGGAAUUAAUCAGUGAAGGGAACCAAUCACAACUUGUUUUGAGGUUAAUUGUGAUCUGGGUUUUGUUCAUUUUGUUACAGAAUGCAAUAGUGCAGUUUGUAUCAACUUUUAAUGCGAACACACUGAUAUUAGGGUUUUGGAUUGGGAAGUGGGGUUAUGGGUUCUCUGCAGUUGAUGGGAAUCAAAAUGCCGGUGGGUCAGCAGCCCUCCACUGUAGAAUUGAAACUUCAAAUUGAAAGAAAUCUUGGGUUUGAGAAAGCAGAAAAGUACUUUUGUCUUUUGAACCGAUACUUGCGUCUCAAGAUUAGCAAAUCGGAAUUUGAUAGGCACUGCAUUGGUACAAUUGGGAGAGAGAACAUCUGCCUUCAUAAUCGACUUAUCCGAGCAAUUAUAAAAAAUGCAUGUGUUGGUAAGACUCCUCCACCAAAAGAGAGCAAAACUGGCAGUUCAUUGAAUGUUAAAGUGUCAAAUGGGUAUCAAAGAAGUAGUCUUCAGUCGCUCUGUAGAGACGUUUUUCCUCAGUCUCCACGGAAGGGAAGGUCACCGAGUUUUCGGGAUCGGAAGUCUAAGGACCGUCCCAGUCCUCUUGGGCCUCAUGGGAAGGCGCAUAGUGUUGGAUGUGAAGAUUCUGUUCCUAAAAUUCAGGAACAACAAAGUGCCACCGAGCUGCUUUCUUUAGGUAGUGGGACACCUCCUGAAGGAAACUCUGUGGAAGAGGGUGAAGAGGUUGAGCAAGCUGCUGGCAGCCCAAGUAUUUACAGUAGAAGCCCUGUCAGAGCACCUCUUGGCAUGUCCAUAAACGGGAAAGAAACACGGAAAGUACUGCGUAAGGGAUCGGCAACUGCCUCUCAUAUACACUCAUGCCUCAAUAAUGAUGAGCUUCCCAACACCAGUUCUCUGAAGACCAGAUUGGAGCAAAAGUUAGAGAUGGACGGCUUGAAAUUUUCAAUGGAUUGCGUUAGCCUGUUGAACAACAGUAUCGACAUUUACCUGAAGAGGUUGAUAAAGCCAUGUUUGGAAUUAGCUGCUUCAAGGUCUGGAAAUAAGCACUCAAGUGAAGUACCUGAUCAGGUUGUAUUUGGUUUGAAUGGGAUGAUGCCCGUGAGAUAUGUACAUAAAGCAAACAGACCCGUUUUUGCAUCCUUGUUGGACUUUCGAGUUACAAUGGAAUCAAAUCCUAGGAGGCUUGGAGAAGAUUGGCCAGUACAACUUGAGAAGAUUUUCUUGCGUGCAUCAGAUCAAGAAUGAGUUCGACUUCAUCUAAGUGAUAACGUGUUAUUCUGAUUCUAGGGUCCAGUCUAACAGUGACAUAGACUCCACAUUUUUAUGAGUGAUGCUGGAGGGCUUACAUGCUUAAAGCUAUGAAAAUUUUGGAUCAAGGCGAUUAGGUUGUAUGUAUAUACAUCUCAGUGCUGAUUACGGGACACGUCACGUGGUAAAGUAUAGUGUCAACACUUGUAAAAAUCUAGCCACUAAAAGUAGCUCAGUUGUCUACUUCGACUAAUUUGUAUAGUUUUCUCAUUUUUAUAACAAAAUAAUGUUAUUGGUAGGGUCCCAGACCUCUAGAAAGGUGGAGGAGCAAGAGUUGUCGUGAUAGAAAAGAGAAAUGACUAUAUCCUCCACACUUGAUCAUCAUUUGAUAUAUUAUCCAACCCCAGGCAAUCUUAAUUAUUGGUGGUGGUUGAGGCCGUUUGAUUGUAUUUGUUUGAUCAUUCAAUUUCUAUAGUUUGUUCAUCUUAUUGACGUUUUGUUAAUAAAGCUUGUCUUUGGAGUUGCCAGAA
Molecule: messenger RNA, 2059 nt
Organism: Camellia sinensis
Lineage: Eukaryota; Viridiplantae; Streptophyta; Magnoliopsida; Ericales; Theaceae
Biological process (GO): regulation of transcription by RNA polymerase II
Cellular component (GO): SAGA complex
Molecular function (GO): transcription coactivator activity
Source: RefSeq, a predicted model, not a curated record